This is a messenger RNA of Amphibalanus amphitrite, 1395 nucleotides long. RefSeq names its product microfibril-associated glycoprotein 4-like. The transcript has a single exon. The coding region runs from base 453 to 1379 and encodes 308 amino acids. The record is from RefSeq and is a predicted model, not a curated record. Lineage: Eukaryota; Metazoa; Arthropoda; Thecostraca; Balanomorpha; Balanidae.
AGCGUGGCUAGUGCACAUCUCCGGCUGCUCGUCAUGGCCUCGCACGCCGGCGCUCCCCCUCGGUGGCCGCUGGUGCCGCUGCUGCUGCCGCUGCUGCUGACCUGUCUGACGGGGCUGGACGGAGGCGCCGUCUCCGCUCAUCAGCCGGCCGACCCGGCCGCCGCGCCGGCGAGGCCUGUCUGGCCAGCACGCUGGACCUGCUCUGGUCAACCGUCGGCAGGAUCGUCCGCUCGGCCGUGGAGCCUGAGGUCGCCGAGCUGGACGGCCGGCUGGCCGGACUGCAGACUCAACUGACUGAACUGGCCGUGAGACUGGACAGGAUUCAGGGAGGACAGGAGGCACAAAAUUCCACAGUUCAGAUCCAUCUGCAAGAGAUCGAGGUAGGCCUGAAGAAAGGCCACCUUGAUUUCACAUCGAAGGUUGAUGGAGUGCAGUCCCAGGUGACGGAGCUGAUGGCAAAAAUCGACGAUAUUCAAGGAGGACAACAGUCUCAAAAUGUCUCACUUCAGCGCCAACUUCAAGGCAUGGAGGAGGGACUUGGAAGACUGGACUCUGAUCUAAAGUCAACACUAGAUGGAAUUCAGGCCCAGACAGAAGCACGACUAGGAACUGUUCACGCCCGGUUGGAGUCCAAACUGGACCGCGUUCAGUCCCAGAUCGACACGCGGCUCGGCCAAGUCCAGUCUCAGCUGGAGUCCAGGCUGGCGGACGUCCAGUCCAGUCCAGUCCGGGACUGUAGUGACCUGCCUGCCGGUGCCCGGAGCGGCGUCCACCUGCUGCGGCCGGGCCUGAGGCAGCCGGUGCCGGCCCUCUGCGACCAGGACACCGACGGCGGCGGCUGGACCGUGUUCCAGCGCAGGGCAGAUAUCCAGCCGCGACAGGACUUCUUCCUCGGCUGGGAGGCGUACAAGUGGGGCUUCGGCGCGCUGGAUGGGGAGUUCUGGUGGGGGCUGGAGCACCUGUUCCACACCACAUCGCUUCUGGACCGGCGCUACGAGCUGCGCAUCGACAUGGAAGACUUUGAAGGCGAGAAGAGGUUCGCGCUGUAUCAGGACUUCAAGAUAUCGUCAGAGGCAGACGGCUACCGUUUACAUGCCGCCAACUACUCAGGUACUGCCGGGGAUAGCCUUAAAAUCCACUUUGAGAAGCAAUUCACAACUAAAGACAAAGACCAAGAUGUGCACAAGACCGCAAACUGUGCCAUUUCUUACAAGGGAGGUUGGUGGUACGAGAAAUGCCAUUUGGCGAACCUCAAUGGCCUCUACCUGGGAGGUGAACACUCCAGCUACGCGGACGGUGUGAAUUGGCAAAAGUGGAGAGGAUACGAGUACUCACUGAAAUCCGUUCAAAUGAAGAUAAGGCCCUUUAUUAAAAUGUGAUUAUCAAAUUGAUAAA